Dama dama (fallow deer) is the source of this 2166-nucleotide messenger RNA. RefSeq names its product Rho family GTPase 3 (gene RND3). Gene Ontology annotation, molecular function: GTP binding; GTPase activity. Bases 254 to 988 code for a protein of 244 amino acids. The record is from RefSeq and is a predicted model, not a curated record. Gene Ontology annotation, biological process: small GTPase-mediated signal transduction. The transcript has 5 exons. NCBI's taxonomy places the organism in Eukaryota, Metazoa, Chordata, Mammalia, Artiodactyla, Cervidae.
GAGAGCGUGAAACAAAGCAGUCGGGUCGGAAUUGGACUUGGGAAGCGCCGUGUGGAGUCAGGCAUAAAACUUGUUGGAGGAGAGUAACGAGCCUGCUCCUGUAGCUCUCUCCUCAUCCACGCGGCGCCUCAGGGGUUCCCACCACCCUUGCGAUUUAUUUUUAUAUCUGCUUUUUAUAGAGAAAGAAAUAUAUAUAUAUAUUUUUUCCUCUUAAGUGAAAAUUCCUGUUUCAAGAGAAAAUAAGACAAGAUCAAUGAAGGAGAGAAGAGCCAGCCAGAAAUUAUCCAGUAAAUCUAUCAUGGAUCCUAAUCAGAACGUGAAAUGCAAGAUAGUAGUGGUGGGAGACAGUCAGUGUGGGAAAACCGCGCUACUCCACGUCUUCGCCAAAGACUGCUUCCCCGAAAAUUACGUCCCUACAGUGUUUGAGAAUUACACGGCCAGUUUUGAAAUCGACACACAAAGAAUAGAGUUGAGCCUCUGGGACACUUCGGGGUCUCCUUACUACGACAACGUCCGGCCCCUCUCUUACCCAGACUCGGACGCUGUGCUGAUUUGCUUUGAUGUCAGUAGACCAGAGACUCUGGACAGUGUCCUAAAAAAGUGGAAAGGUGAAAUCCAGGAGUUCUGUCCCAACACCAAAAUGCUCUUAGUUGGCUGCAAAUCUGAUCUUCGGACAGAUGUCAGUACAUUAGUAGAGCUCUCGAAUCACAGGCAGACACCGGUGUCCUAUGACCAGGGAGCAAAUAUGGCCAAACAGAUCGGAGCAGCUACUUACAUUGAAUGCUCAGCUUUACAGUCAGAAAAUAGCGUCAGAGACAUUUUUCACGUGGCCACCUUGGCAUGUGUAAACAAGACAAAUAAAAAUGUUAAGCGGAACAAAUCGCAGAGGGCGACAAAGCGGAUUUCACAUAUGCCUAGCAGACCAGAACUCUCGGCAGUGGCUACAGACUUACGAAAGGACAAAGCCAAGAGUUGUACUGUGAUGUGAAUCUCCAGUUAUUUUUUAUGAGGACAAGGAAAUUAAAUGUAAAAACCACCACCAACAAAACAGAAAGGUGAAGUCUGAACAAAGUGCACAGCCAAAGUCACAUGUUCUGGAGGCUUAGGAGGCGUUUGGAAGGAUUGUUCAUCUUUUUGGAAUCCUGUCCUUAGAUUUGGCAUGUAGAACAAGUGGUGGGAAGUGAGUUCAUUGAAGAGUUUUGAAAUGUGACUUGAAAAAUAUGCCAAAAAAGAGAGAUUCAGAUGGGCUAGAGGUUGAAGAAGAGGAAUGCGAGUACCUCCAAGAAGAAAAAUCACACUCUGAAUGGUGCUUGCAUUUUUGUUUUCUUUGUUACAUUCUAUUCACGGAUCUCUACUUUGAUUUAAUUUUUAAGUGUUUUAAUCUCCUUUACAAAAAAGUGUAUAUUAAUAUACCAUCCUCAUUGGGGAACUGGCACUGUGACCUUAGCAUUUAGUUUUCUAGAGGAUGUGAUCUAAUUUUCUCCUAGCUCAUCAUUAAAAUGGAAAUUGUAUCAGGACCCAUGGGAUAUCCAGAGGAAAGUUGGUGAGGCUUUGAAAUCUUGCUGUCCUGAAGAUAGCUGAGUGAGAUGGUUCUCAAGGAACGCUUUUGCAGUGUUGCGAGGUUCGGAGACCAGCACUACAAAGAUUGAAUAGGUCAACUAGAAGAAAAGUGUCCAUUUUUAUUCAGUCUGAUGGUUCUGUUCAUCCUUGUGAUUGUCAUUAAAAAGUGGUAAAUUGCUCAAUGUGAUAUUUUUGUGUGCUGUUUAGAAAAGGGUGUGUGAUUUUUUUUUUUUGCCAUCAUUGAUAAAAAUGCAACGUCAAAUAAAAGGUGUCUUGGUAUGACAUCAUAGAAUGAUCCAAGGGGGAAAAAAUGUAGGUACUAUUGAUAUUUUCACCUGACGAGAUAACGAAUGAAGGGUAGUAGCAGAAAGCACAGUUUGUGAGUUAAGUUGUCUGGAUGUAAGAGACCAAAAGUACAAAGCAAAAGGCCUAUUUUGGGAUGAAGCUCCAAAGUUGGCAACAUUUGAUAAUCAGUUGGCUUAUUUCAAUAUCUUUCAGUGAACAUGAUAAGAAUGGCCCUCUGUUCCAAGCUUUUGAGAAUCCUUAGAGGAAAAUUAUGUAAUGUCAGUCCUACACUACCCUAUGGCAUUUUUAGAGAGUGAUUGC